AUGGAAAAGAGUCCUUCAUCAUCACCACUAGCAUCAACAAAUACAAAACGUUCCUUUCAGCGAAAAAAACUUCAAUAUCAAGAACGAAUUACCGAACAACAACUUCCAUCAUCAUCUUUCUUAACAGCACCAGCAUCAGCACCAACAGCAGCAACAACAACAACAACAACAACAGUAACAACAUUAAUGCCUAAUUAUUUAACAACAGAUAGUAUUCGAAAAGUAUCCCCAUCAAAUAUAUCACACAAUUUCGGAGAUAAACAAAUAAAGAAAAAGUUUCCAAACAUUGUAUUUCUUUUCUUUUUCUCCCCUUUUCUAAAUUUAUCAAGUAGUAGACAUGUUAUUAUUUAA
Molecule: messenger RNA, 351 nt
Organism: Adineta steineri
Lineage: Eukaryota; Metazoa; Rotifera; Eurotatoria; Adinetida; Adinetidae
Source: the annotation of a GenBank genome assembly